Molecule: messenger RNA, 1362 nt
Organism: Colletotrichum acutatum
Lineage: Eukaryota; Fungi; Ascomycota; Sordariomycetes; Glomerellales; Glomerellaceae
Product: IBR finger domain-containing protein
Exons: 2
Coding region: 1-1362 (453 amino acids)
Biological process (GO): protein polyubiquitination; ubiquitin-dependent protein catabolic process; positive regulation of proteasomal ubiquitin-dependent protein catabolic process
Cellular component (GO): cytoplasm; ubiquitin ligase complex
Molecular function (GO): ubiquitin conjugating enzyme binding; zinc ion binding; ubiquitin protein ligase activity
Source: RefSeq, a predicted model, not a curated record
AUGCUAUCAUACGACAUCGACGACGAGACGCUCCGGCUGAUCCUCCAGAUGCACUUGGAGGACCUCGAGAGCAUCAACCAGAGCAGCAAGGGCAAAUGCCGCGCGGACGAGGUCACCGAUCUUGAUAUAGCCAUCAAAACCUACAAGUCGGAGCUCGAGGCUCAUGCCCUACUCGCGGCGGACAGGUGCAUGUGCAAGAGUAUAGCCAGAGCGAACCAAACCGACGUCCGCAUCAUCACCAAUCUCGCCAGGCAGGAAGGCCAAGCUGCUCGAGAUAGGCAAGUGGCCAUUCGGCUCAGCAACGGAGAGGAACUCGACGAAGAUGUACUUGCAAUCCCUGUCCGGUCGAACAAGGCCAAGAGCACGGAAGAUGAGAUGCUGCGAAAACUUGAGGCACUCUUCGUCUCUGCCAACCGCAAAGAGGAGGAAGAUGAUGAAGACGAUGACACCUUGAGCCCCCCAGAAUCAUCAUCAUGGGCAGCCUCUAGACUCCAAAUCGCCGUCCCAACAACCAAAGCCACCAAGAAUAUAACAUGCGACAGCUGCACAAACACCUACCCCUCCACCACAGCCGCCCACCUCCCAUGCAACCACAGCUACUGCCGCGACUGCCUCCGAACCCUCUUCCAACUCUCCCUCACAGACGAAUCCCUCUUCCCGCCGCGGUGCUGCAGACAGCCCAUUCCUGUCAACGACAACAACAUCAGGGCCUUCCUCCCCUCUCGACUACUUGGCAGCUUCCGCGCAAAGGAGCUCGAGCUCUCGACGCCCGACCACACGUACUGCCACCGCCCGACCUGCUCCCGCUUCAUACCAAAGGAGUUUACGCGGGGUGAUAUCGGCACGUGCCCGGCGUGCCGGCACGAGACGUGUCUGAUGUGCAAGGGCGCCGGGCACGGCGCGCAAGAUUGCACGCAGGACACGCAGACGCAGGCGCUUCUGGAGGUCGCCGCUGCUAACGGGUGGCAGCGCUGCUUCGGGUGUCGACGGAUCGUGGAGCUCGAUCACGGAUGUAAUCACAUGACCUGUCCCUGCGGAGCACAAUUCUGCUACCUCUGCGGAGAACGAUGGAAGACAUGUCAUUGCGCGCAGUGGAACGAGGAGCGGCUCGUUGCCCGCGCCAACGCCAUCGUGGACCGACGGGCCGACGCCCUGCGUCUGGGUGCCGCGGCGAGAGCGCAACAAGUCGAGAGGGAGGCGCACAAUCUCGUGGAGAAUCAUCAGUGCGCUCAUCCCACCUGGAGGAGCCGCCGCGGAUGGUUCCAGUGUGAGGAGUGUCGUGACUUGCUGACGGAGUAUAUCUAUGAGUGUGCUCAGUGUCGCAUCCACGCAUGCCGCAGAUGUAGACAGAACCGACUUUAG